Molecule: messenger RNA, 1968 nt
Organism: Triticum dicoccoides
Lineage: Eukaryota; Viridiplantae; Streptophyta; Magnoliopsida; Poales; Poaceae
Exons: 4
Coding region: 275-1723 (482 amino acids)
Molecular function (GO): protein binding
Source: RefSeq, a predicted model, not a curated record
ACAUCUGGGCGGUGCUGGGCUGGGCGGCAGGCCUAUGUAGCGGGGGACCAGAACGGGCCCUAAAUCUGGGACCUCGCCGGUAAUUUGUCCAGAUCGAGAUUUUCUUCCUGUAACCUCCGCAUCGAGCGCCGCCGGAAGAGGGCCGCCGCCUACCAAAUCGAGGGUUGUGGGGUAGGCCGGCGCCGCACCGGGCUGGUGUGAGCCGCCUACAGCGGCGAGAUCGAGCGCAACAGCCGCGUCGGGAAGGGCCGCCACUCCGUGAGGAACCGAGGGGAUGGAGUCCCCCGUGGCCAAGAAAGCGACGCAGCCAGAGGAGGAAGAUAGGUUGAGCGUGCUGAUGGAUGAUGUUUUACUGUCUAUCUUGCGGAAAGUCGACAUAAGCUCUGCUGUAAGGACGAGUUUGCUGUCAACACGGUGGAGGCAGCUGCCCUGGCUGCUGCCUGAGCUCAGCAUUGAUGUCAGGCAUUUCCUACCUGUUCCAUGCCCAUACUCGAUUGCGGCAAAUGACUGUCAGCAAGCUAUGGUGGCUCUAACCAAAGCAGCCAAGUGUUUAUUUGCUAAACCUCAGAGAAAAUCCACCAUCACAACACUGCAGCUUCAGCUCUACUUGAUCAGCACUUUCUUGAGCGACAUUGGCCCACUAUUAGGUGAUGCGAUUGACAGUGCUUUGCUGAAAGAUUUGGACCUUUGCCUUCUUGAUGAUCUGAAACCUGGUGACUCUUCUGAGCUGCACAUGCUACAGCUCGCCAAAGACAUGUAUGGUUUCUUCAAUGCCUACCCCAGUGUGUUCUGUUGUCUCACAAGACUUUCUCUUCAUGGGGUUUGUUUUAUCGAGUUGGAUAUGCACCAUCUCCUGUUUGACUGCUGCACACAACUGAAGCAUCUAAGCCUCCAUUAUUGUGAUGCCGGUCGCCGCUCUGUGUGGAAGAUAGAUGCACCAAACUCAAAACUCAGUGUUCUGCAAAUCGACACAUGUUGCUUUGAGAGAAUUGAUUUGGUCUGCCUUCCAGAACUGGAGAAGCUCCAUUGGGAUACUUGGGUGUCCGAAUAUAUCCCCUUGUCGUUUGGCGAUGUCCCGUCUCUUGGGGAACUAAAACUCUCAUCUGCUUUAACAUAUUAUAAUACAGUAUUUAAAUUAAGUGAGCUUCUACAUGGAACCACAAGCAUACAUACUCUGACAUUGGAUUUCCAAGGAGAAAACCUUUGGAUCCAACCUGAAAUGAAGCAACUCUACACCGCAUUCAACAAGCUAAGGAAGCUGACUUUGCGUGGUAUCUUUGUUGAAUUUGACAUUAUAUGGACAACAGCCUUCCUUGAGGCGGCACCCUCCUUGGAAAUAUUAAUUAUUGAGGCAUGGGACCAUGCAUGCAGCGCAUUUGUGAACGAUGAGGAAAGAAGGUCGGUAUUUGCAGAAAGGAAAAAUCCUCAGUGGGAGAUGGACUUCCAUUGCUCCAAGAACGGGCUACUGAAAGAGCUCCAGUUUGUCGGCUUUAGAUCGCUAGAACAGCAGUUUGCGUUUAUAAGAGCCUUGCUGGACCGAGCUCCCAACUUGCAGGCGAUACUUCUCAAAGGAGCUGAGCAAUGCAAGUACUGCGAUGCCCUUGAGACCAAGUCGUGUUGUUCAACAGAGUCUUCCUUUCCAAAGAGUGAGGAUGAGCAAGAACUGGUGGCGAGGCGAAUCACAGAUGGCAAAUCCUCACCCCGGGUGAUUUUCCAUGAAUGAUCGUUUCCCUUGGGGAUGAGCCUUAUGUAACGUUCUACUCCCUCCGUUCUGAAUUACUUGUCGCAGGUAUGGAUGUAUCUACAUGUAUUUUAGUUCUAGAUACAUUCAUUUCUGCGACGAGUAAUUUGGAACGGAGGGAGUGUAUGUUAGUCAAACAGUUGCAUCAAUUCUGGAGCUGUUAUGUACCAGCAAAUAAUGUAUUCUUUUUCUUUUCUAUUGAGAAUUGCAAAUAAGCCUACCUGACU